Oppiella nova is the source of this 1056-nucleotide messenger RNA. NCBI's taxonomy places the organism in Eukaryota, Metazoa, Arthropoda, Arachnida, Sarcoptiformes, Oppiidae. The record is from the annotation of a GenBank genome assembly.
AUGAAUCAACUGUUUUCAUCGCAACAGUGCUCUCCAUGUUCCAAAUAUGACACUCAUUACACCAACGAAGACAAUGUGGUCUUCGGGUGUACGAUAUGUGGGACGGAAGGGAAAGCCAGUCCUUUGGUGACACUGACUGAAGACAACUGGACGGACAUGUUGUCCGGCGAAUGGAUGGUUGAGUUCUUCGCCCCGUGGUGUCCGGCCUGUCGGUCCCUCCAGAAGGACUGGAACUCCUUCGCCACUUGGAGUCAAGACCUCAGCAUAAGAGUGGGUGCGGUGGACGUGACGGCCAAUCCCGGACUCAGCGGUCGAUUCCUUGUGACACAACUGCCAACCAUUUAUCACGUCAAAGAUGGUGUCUUCAGACAAUACAAGGGAUCGCGAGAUAGCAAUGCAUUCGUGAGUUAUGUGGAGGAGAAGUCGUGGCAAUCGACAGAACCGGUGUCUCUCUGGACGUCUCCAGACUCUGUUUUAAUGUCAGUCGUGUCCUAUUUCUUCAAGAUAUCAAUGGCUUUGAGAGCUGUUCACAACCGACUCGUUGAUGAUUAUGGUAUACCCUAUUGGGGAAGUUAUGUUUUGUUUGCUUUCGUCACUAUCUUGUUUGGAGCCCUCUUGGGAUUGUUAAUUGUUUGCGUCAUUGAUCUGAUAUUUCCGGCAAAAAUGAGUGAAGAAAGCAAAGAGAAGUCCACUGAGAAUAAGGGCAAAGAGGAGGACACGACUGACUUAAUCGAUGACCGAAUACAAGACGAGGAGGACAGCAGUGAUGAGGCAAAUGCCACUCAACUCAGGAGACGACACAAAAAGUCUGAAGACUCGGACGAUAAAGAGAACGAUUGAUUCAUUAGAUUAGUUACCAGUUCUUAAUGAGACUUAUAUUUCAAUUGAAAUUAAGGCCCAGUUUUCCAAUUUUGAUGACUUUUUUAAUUUAUGGCAAUUUUUGCUCAUUUGUUUUAUAAACUAAUUCUAAACGAAUUGUCGUUUUUUCUAUUUAUAGAUCAAAUUAAACCAUUAAUUGAUAUAUUUAUGAUUAAACGCUUGAAAAAUUUUUAAACA